UGUGGCAGCCAUACUCUUGUUACUUAAUUAAUUAAACUAAAAUAAAAUGCUAACACGCGUGUUCCGCUUGGUUCGCGACCAGCGUUUAAGUGUUCCCGUGCUGCGAUGCUUCCACCACGAGUUCUCCAAGCCGGAGCCACAGGGGGCGGCUACCAAAACCGAGGAAAAGCCAACAAAUCCCUUCCACAAUGUACCGGGCGGUGUUGUGCAAAGCAAAUACAAAGUAUUCCGCGAUGAUGAAGCCACCGAGAUCUUUGAUGUGGAGGAGGCACGCUACCAGGAGCAGCAGCUGCCCAACGAGCCCGAUGAGCAGCAGGACCAGUACUAUGGCUUGAACCUAAAGCGAGGUGUUCGCGGCGUGUUCGAUGUGGAGGACUUGGUAGAGCUGUUGCGGAAGGAGAAUGUCGACGACAUAUUCGUGUGCUAUGUGCCCGAGGAGCUGAAAUAUGUGGAUCACCUGGUUGUGUGCAGUGGAAGGAGCUACCGACACAUGCUGUCCACUGCGGAGUUUGUGCGUCGUAUGUUCAAGAUUAAGCGUAACAAAAGUGACAUUCUGCCGCGUAUUGAGGGAGACAAGAGCCGGGACUGGAUGGCCAUGGAUUUGGGCAACAUUGCGCUGCACAUCUUUUCGCCCAAGGCACGUGAGGAAUACGACCUGGAGUCACUGUGGGCCAUUGGCUCCGAGUACGAUCGCGAGAGCCAAAAGCCGCAUAAUCCCUAUGGAGAUAUUUUCAUGGCUCCCUCUAUAGCGACAGUUCCAGCUCCGUUAAACCAGGAAACGUAAAUUUCUUUGGCUUUACUAGUUUAAUAUAUAUACAUUGCUUCACCAGA
Messenger RNA from Drosophila serrata, 831 nucleotides. It is a transcript of the gene RsfS312, whose product is annotated as ribosomal silencing factor RsfS-like protein, 312. Lineage: Eukaryota; Metazoa; Arthropoda; Insecta; Diptera; Drosophilidae. The record is from RefSeq and is a predicted model, not a curated record. Gene Ontology annotation, cellular component: mitochondrion. Gene Ontology annotation, biological process: negative regulation of ribosome biogenesis; negative regulation of translation. Gene Ontology annotation, molecular function: ribosomal large subunit binding.